AUGGAUAUCGUUCAGUCUUCACGCGCCUACUUCGCCAUGCCGUCACCUUCGGCUGAGGACAAAAUCACUCUCCAAGCCUCCAACACAGUCUACACCUACCACUGCCUGUGCAGCCACCUCCUCCUCGCUACCACCACGCCUCUACCCGCCCUUCCCACACGCCAGAAUUCGCAAGACAAGGCCCACAUCAUGCCGCUCCCACCUGCAUCCUCGUCGAACAAGUCGGACUCGACGUCGAAUGGCCACUAUGGCCUCCUUCUCUCCACGCGCCAAGAGCGCUCCGCCGAGAUGAUGACCAGCGACGACGGCUUCGAGAAGCGCUACCUCCAGCGCUGCGGGCGCUGCAACCUUGCCGUGGGCUACCAGCUGGACUGGGCGCAGUUCGGCGGAGAUCGCACAGGGCGCCGCGACGACAUUGUGUUCCUCAUUCCCGGUGGUUUCAUGACAACCUCGGAGAUGAUCAACCACAAGAAGAGUGCAAGUGCUGCGGCGAACAGUGGUGGUGGUGGUGUCGCAGGCAUGGCGUCUGCGACUGCUGUCGCUGCGUAG
This is a messenger RNA of Ascochyta rabiei, 549 nucleotides long. RefSeq lists its product as uncharacterized. Bases 1 to 549 code for a protein of 182 amino acids. Lineage: Eukaryota; Fungi; Ascomycota; Dothideomycetes; Pleosporales; Didymellaceae. The transcript has a single exon. The record is from RefSeq and is a predicted model, not a curated record.